Molecule: messenger RNA, 2790 nt
Organism: Paramacrobiotus metropolitanus
Lineage: Eukaryota; Metazoa; Tardigrada; Eutardigrada; Parachela; Macrobiotidae
Biological process (GO): protein phosphorylation
Molecular function (GO): protein kinase activity; ATP binding
Source: RefSeq, a predicted model, not a curated record
UCUUCCAGGCACGAAUUUCACCUUUAGAUUGCUUUAUUUAUCUAAGUUUUCGUGCUGUUUUUAAGGUGCGCAGAACUUCUUGCAUUAUAUGGGGAUUUGCUGCUGUUCUUAACACCGUAUAGUUUUACUACUCCAGCAUUCGUCAACGAACAGGUUUCUGCUUCGAAAAAAUGUGCACUUUCUUUGUUAUUCUGCAGUCUUCUCGUGUAUCACGCACUUAAGAUCGUAGUUCUCGUACAGCAGUACUCCAUUAGUUAAUCGGUUUUUCUUGAUGUUCCACCACGAAGACUACGUGGAGUUCAACGGUCUUGCUAAAGAAAAUGAAUAAUUACUCUCGAGUUAAACAGAUUGGCGAAGGGAGCUUUGGAAAAGUGCAUCUUGUCAGCGAUAAAACCACGCACGGGAAAUAUGUGAUGAAGGAAAUCAAUACAGGCAAGAUCACCGCGAAAGAGUACAACGAAGCGCGACAAGAAGUUGCGGUGCUGUCCACGCUACGGCAUUCAAACAUUGUUGCCUACCGUGAAUCGUUCGAGGAGAAAGGCCUUCUGUACAUUGUGAUGGGCUACUGUGAGAAUGGGGAUCUGUUCUCUAAGAUUGAGUCGCAGAACGGUGUGCUGUUUCCGGAAGAUCUCAUCCUGGAUUGGUUUGUGCAACUGUGUAUGGCCGUCAAGUACAUUCAUGAUCGGCGUAUUCUGCAUCGGGAUAUUAAAUCGCAGAAUGUGUUUCUGACCCGGUCUGGUGCGGUGAUUGGGGAUUUCGAGAUAGCGAGGGUUCUGGAUAGUACGCAGGAUUUCGCCAAGACUUGUAUUGGCACUCCGUAUUAUCUCUCACCAGAAAUCUGUGAAAACAAACCAUAUGGAUACAAAAGCGACAUGUGGAGUCUGGGCUGCGUCUUAUAUGAACUCGCCACUCUGAAACACCCGUUUUUAGCGAAUAACAUUAAGACUCUUUUGACGAAAAUAUUACGCGGCACGUAUCCUCCGAUCUCGACAUCGUACAGUUCCGAUAUGAAAGACCUUAUCCAGGCCCUCUUUCGGCAUGAACCCAAACAUCGCCCUUCCGCCACCGCUGUUCUGCGCCGCCCAGCGGUGCUGCAGCGCUGCCGCAAGUUCUUGACAGAGUCCAGCUACAACGAGUUGGAGGCUUCGGUGAAUUUGGCUCCGGUUCGCUCGAAGAAAACAUUUAUCACCACCAAAAAGGUUGUGCAAAAAGCGCCGACCUCCUCACCGUAUAUGCAGUCAUUGCAGCGCACGAGGACGCGGACACGAACGAUAACAUCGGGAACACAGUUGGAUCCGGAACGGAUUCGCAAAGCGGCAUUGCGCAGUAAGGAAGCGGAGCGGAAGGCGGUGGCACGGAGGCAGAGGGCACUGGAUCUGAAAUCGCAACGGUCGACCGGGACCACGACGGAGAGUUCAUCGUGGAUGUCCAGUUCCGCGGAAGACUUGACCCCUCGCGCCAUUGAUUUUGAAACGGAAGAAUAUGCAGUGAUGAAAGGGGCGACAAAUACGCCGCUUCGUGAGCGCUCCACCAGCCUGGACAGUACCGCCUUUUCCCCACUUCGUGCACCUUUUAACGACCACAUCCAGUCGAUCGAAAUUGCAGAUGUGGAUUCGGCCAGUGUUGGUUCAGCCAUUCCUCUCGGGAUUCCGGUUUCCCGAUGCGCCUCGCAUGUGUCCGAAAAACCUCGACCGCAGUGGCACAACGAGCCGAUCCGUUUGAGUUCCAUUCACGCCAUGAAUCCGGAGAUGACCGCCUCGCAAAUGGAUUUGACCACCAGCGCUGACAUGGUUGUCUUGCAUUGCAAAGAAUCCGGCAGCCAGUUAGAUGCCACCAGGAUUAUUUUCCCCCGAAUGGACGACUUUCCCUCCAUUCGGGACGUGGAGUGCGACAUGACGCCACGCUCUGUAACCACGGGCGAUGGACUGGCUGAUGGCAAUACGGAAUUGGCACGUGAACGAAUUUCUGAUGGGGAAUUUUCUGAUGAAGUGAAUCGGCAUAAUAAGGAAAUUCACGAUGGAGAAUUGCAGCCGGAGGCGGCGCAUGUUAACGACAUGGGCUGCACAAGUGCGCCGACGUCGCGGCCUGUCAGUGCCCGCUCGCAAAAUGGGAUUAACUUGGCGGCGGCUGUGCGAAAAGAGAUUUCUGACUGGGUUGCGUCAGUGUCGAAGGAACCAGACGUUGAGGAAGAAAUGCCGGAAGUCGAUAUUGGCGGUUCAGCACGGAGUGAACUCUCCAUAACUGACGCAUCCAAUGGGCUCCCAUCAGCGCUAAGCGAUACCGUGACGUUGGUUGGCUCCGAUUCCGAUGAGAGCCUUAGUAGUGCUCGUCUUUCCAAGCCGCCCUCCAAGUAUUGGUUACUGGAAGCUCGCCGCCAGGAACUUGAAAAGUUAUUAACUUUGGACACGUUUCGGGUUUGUUACUGGACUUUGGCAAAUGCGCUGAGUAUUGCUGAGGGAGCUGACGAUGAGGGACAUCAGGAAGAAGCCAUCGCUCACGUAGGAAGAAUUCUGGGAGAUGAUAAGCAGCAGUUAGGCAAUAAGAUCCUUGCUUUGGUGCUAAGCGAUGCUAUGCAUUUUUUUAACGCAGAAAAGCCGUUCUAUUAGAAGUUUUUGAAAAUGGUCAGAUUGAGAUCUCGUUCGCGUUGAACUUCCGGUUUAAUUUGCAUGUGGAGUUUCGAUAUAAGAGUUUCACAGAGCAGAGGCACCUCCAUGAUAACAAUGUGAUGUGUAAUAUAAGUUUCCUUUAUAAUGCCAAUAAAUUUAUACUACAGAUGUUUAGACGCUUCUG